Messenger RNA from Geodia barretti, 1317 nucleotides. NCBI's taxonomy places the organism in Eukaryota, Metazoa, Porifera, Demospongiae, Tetractinellida, Geodiidae. The record is from the annotation of a GenBank genome assembly.
UAUAGGGUAUGAGGUGAGCCUUUUUUCCGGGAGUUGUAGUUAAAUACUAUGUGGAUUCCCAGUCGCUGGGCACCCAAACAAGACCAUUUUCUUUCCUCUUUUGAGGGCAGUGAGGGUCUGGGGGUAGAAGACCAAACCUACAUGUAUCCAAUAGAAGAAUGACUCGAAACAGUUUCCGAGAGCUCUGCUCAUCUCCCAUCUCACUCUCCAGGUGAAGAACCUGAUGGUGGUGGGUAUUGACUCCUACCACGACUCUGCCAGUCGCGGUCGCUCCGUUGGAGGCUUCAUUGCCAGCACCAACAACUCCCUCACCAGGUACUACUCUCAGUGCAUGUUCCAGCACACUGGGCAGGAGCUGGCCGACAAUCUGAAAGUCUGCAUGACUGCGGCUCUCAAGAACUACCACGACAUCAACAAGCGCCUCCCCGAGAGGAUUUUGGUCUAUCGAGACGGCGUCGGAGAUGGACAGCUGCCGGCAGUGUGUGAGCAUGAGGUUCCCCAGAUGAUGUCCGCUUUCCAGAUGCAAGGCAGAUUAUAGUCCCAAGUUGGCAGUGGUGGUUGUGAAGAAGAGGAUCAACAGCCGAAUGUUUCACGAGAGCCGUCAAGGUCUGGCCAACCCUCCACCGGGCACCGUGGUGGACACUGUCAUCACCAAGCCAGAGUGGUACGAUUUCUUCCUGGCAAGCCAGAGUGUUCGUCAGGGAACAGUCACUCCCACCCAUUUCAACGUCAUCUAUGAUACGAGUGGCCUGAAACCGGACCACAUGCAGAGGCUCACCUACAAACUCUGCCACCUCUACUACAACUGGCCUGGGACGGUUCGAGUACCAGCUCCAUGUCAGUAUGCUCACAAGCUGGCCUUCCUGGUGGGCCAGUCCAUCCACAAAGAGCCAUCCAAAGAGUUGGCUGACCGGCUCUACUUCCUGUAGUGUAUGUAAUCUUCCGACCGAGCUGUAUGUAUAAUACCUCCUUACCUCUAUGCACUGCGAGCCCUUUUCAUAACCAUGGCUCUACGAUAUAGACUACCCUCAACUUCUGUAUUUAGUGUCUAGCGUAGAGUCUUAUGACGUGUGUAACCUCUCAAUUUCAUGAUUAUCAUGCUGCUGCUAACUCUGAAGGCUGUCGCUGGUAUCACUCAUUAAUCAAUCCUAGCAUUCAUCAAUUACACCAUGUAGUCAUUGUGUAAAUAGCAUUGUUGUCACUUAUGGAUGGACAGUUUAUUCUGUGAUUUGUGUGGUUGUUUGGAUUUUAUUUGAAAUGAAGCACUUUGCAGCCAGCAUAGCAGCAUUGCAUACACGCCAGUUAAAAACACUGGAG